UCACGUACCCGUUAGCAACAGCUAGAGCGAUUAUAUCGCGUCAAAUAAUCCAUAGAGUAAAUAUGGCGAAACAACAAAGCGAAAGCGCUGUUUUUAUGUGUAACGAACAAUUAUUAAAGUGAAUAUUAACGUUUUAACGUCUUGAUAAAGUUGAGAGGGCGGGGCUUGUGGGGAUCUCGCUCAGGUCUCGUGUACAGCACCGUGUAGCCGCGAGCGUGUUGUGCGUGACGGGGACGAUCAGGGCGUCUGGCCGACGCUACGCGCCGAGAACACGGUAAGACGCCGCGGAACGAGCGCUGCACACUGUUCUAAUACAGUAUAACUACCGGAUCUGAGGAAACCUGCAAAUAUAGUCGGUGUUUAUCCGUCUCUGGGGAUCGAUUCCGCUCCGGAUGAAGUCACGGCCGUCGCCACACACACGCUCAAACGGUGGAAGAGGAUGAAGGAUGAAGGUCGUAUAAGAGCGAUGGCCAAAUUUAAACACAAAAGGAUGGAGAAGUCAAAGCCAGAGUCGGAGAGGGAUUCAGGCUUCUCAGACGGCAGCUCGGAGCAUCUGAGUGCGAUCGAUCAGACGGACACGGAGGACUCGUCCUGCUCCCGAUCACAGGUGUCUCCGAUGGCUGCGGUGGUGGGCGGAGCCCUGCAGGGCCUCUCACCAAUGAUAUUCAUGAACAAUGUUGUUCUGAAACAGUCUGGAGAAAACGCUCCGUCUCUGAAACCCUGGGCCUUCAGUCCAGCGGUGGAGGUGGUUCAGCAGCCUCAGGUCGUCUUCCUUCAACCCGUCGUCCCACAGAGAAGCGCCUCCGUGCCGAAGGGACACACUUCGAAGCGCCGCCGGCACAAGAAGUACCUCCCCAUCCUCAAAUCCUACCCCAAAAUUGCUCCUCAUCCUGGAGACAAUCCGCACAAGAGCAGCAGCAGCUCGGCUUCCUCAGUCAAGAGUUCGUCUUCCUCUCACACGGAUCAGAGCUCGUCCUCGCCGUUACCCGGCUCUCUUCCAGCGUCUGCUCUUCCGCACGACACAUCCGCCGAUUCGGAUACUACCAGACCCGAAUCCACGGACGGCCGCUCCAGUUCUAAUUCGUGCAACACGGACAACAAGAUAAAGCGCUUCUGCAACACUUACAACAUCCUCAGCAAGUCGGGGUUGCUGGACAUCACGCUGCGCACGAAAGAGUUGCUUCGGCAGAACCGCCGGACGCAGACGGAGCUGGAGCGGCUGCGCGAACACACGAACAUGUUCAUGGAGGCGCUGCAGACGGGAGACUGUGGGAUCUGGAGCAAGCUGCAGAUGAGCAUGAAUGAGGAAGACAAAGGGAAAGAGCGGACGCCACGUGAUGAGGAGAACCGGGACGUGACUCUCUGAAGUGACACGCGUCGUACGUGCAACUAUAUGUCGAGGUCAAAACAAUGAUUACCGGUGUAGCUGUCCACUGUUAACAGACUACAUGGAUGUGCGUUCACUUUCUGACAAGCUUCAGCCUUAAUCUAGUUCAGUGCAUAAGCUGUUUACUCUCACUUCCUGCUGUAGUUUCACCUCUUUUGUUUCACAGUUUUAGAUGAAUGAAUUUGGACUCCGUCCCGUGUCAGAAGGCCUCGUUUUGGGGAUCGUAGAAUGCUAAACGAAUAUGCAGAUCGAGUAUGUAGCUGGCAGCCGUUUCUCCUAGACUCUCACAGCAAUUAUUGUUAAUUAUGAAAAACGGAUCUGUCUGUGAAAUGUGGGAUCGGCUGCAGCCCUUCCCAUCCUCUAAGCCCAAUCCUCCCGGAUGAUUAUAUGUAGGAACUUUUGCUUAAAAAACAAAAGACUCACAAUAUCCAGCUCACAUUUCACCGCAAAAUCAAGAGGAAAACAAAAAAAUAAUUUAGAUUUGUCAUUAAAGAAAAUGACGUCUGUUUUAGGACCUUUAAGGCAAGACACUACAGGUGAAUACGGUCAAUGUUAAUUGAUAAAUGAUUAAUCGCAGUACAUUAAGACAAUUGUUUUGUAUUACAAGUUACCAUGAACAAACAACAGUUUCACUU
Messenger RNA from Megalobrama amblycephala (Wuchang bream), 2022 nucleotides. It is a transcript of the gene cipcb, whose product is annotated as CLOCK-interacting pacemaker b. NCBI's taxonomy places the organism in Eukaryota, Metazoa, Chordata, Actinopteri, Cypriniformes, Xenocyprididae. The record is from RefSeq and is a predicted model, not a curated record. The coding region runs from base 440 to 1366 and encodes 308 amino acids. Gene Ontology annotation, cellular component: nucleus. The transcript is spliced from 4 exons. Gene Ontology annotation, biological process: negative regulation of circadian rhythm; negative regulation of DNA-templated transcription.